Molecule: messenger RNA, 2250 nt
Organism: Bufo bufo (common toad)
Lineage: Eukaryota; Metazoa; Chordata; Amphibia; Anura; Bufonidae
Gene: ST6GALNAC1
Product: ST6 N-acetylgalactosaminide alpha-2,6-sialyltransferase 1
Exons: 9
Coding region: 105-1520 (471 amino acids)
Molecular function (GO): alpha-N-acetylgalactosaminide alpha-2,6-sialyltransferase activity
Source: RefSeq, a predicted model, not a curated record
AAGAACAUUGCUGAAGCAACAGAUGCAGUAGAUACCUCCAGCACAGCUCCACCUUCACCUACUAUCCACCUCCAACAUGUUCUGCUCUUCAUCUGCUUGAAACCAUGAAGGUUUCUCGUCUUAAAAUCUUAUUCUUAAUCUUGGCUCAUAUUAUCUUGGUCAUCCUGCUGCUAGUCUUAUUUGCCAAUCCUGUAAGUGAACAGCAAUAUCCAAAAAGGGCAGAUGAAUCUGAAGAACAUCUGCAAAAUGAAUUCAACCAACAGUUCCGAGAUUAUGUAAACCCCAUUGAGGACUUCUUGAUGAUCACUACAGAAACAAAGGAAGAGCCCCCAGAUAAAGUCUUGGAUAUCCAGCUAAAUAAAACAACAGAGCCAGCCAAAUCAAUGAUAACUACCAAAAAGCCACUCAACCAAACACAAUCCAAAUCAAACAGAACCAGUCUGGAUGUUCCGUCAACAACUUUAGAACAAACAACUUGGAAAUCUCUUAAGGCAAAUAACUUUACUGCUGAGCCAAAGUGGGAAUUUGAGGAGGAUUAUAUCCUGGUGACUUCCUCUCAUCAUACCACCUGCCCGUUAUCUAUAAAAAUUAAAGCUCACAACGUGUCUUGGCUGAAAGAGAGGUUCCUACAUGAUAUCACCAUAUUUAUGGAUGCCCGCCACUUCAACAAUCAGGAGUGGAGAAGAUUGGCACACUUCAUUCCUCCAUAUGGCUGGUGGGAGUUAGAGUACCCAGUGGUGAAGGAAGUGAUGUCCGUCCUACCUUAUGUUCCCGAUCAGCAGCUGCUCCUCGCAGAAAGUAGAGGGAAAGCUCCAGGCUGCGUUACCUGUGCUGUGGUGGGAAAUGGAGGAAUUCUCAAUGCGUCUCGAAUGGGAAAAGAGAUUGAUUCACAUGAUUAUGUAUUUCGGGUUAAUGGAGCAAUGAUUAAAGGAUAUGAGGCUGAUGUGGGAAUGCGGACCUCAUUCUACGGCUUCACUGCUUUCACAAUGCUAUCUUCCUUCUAUUUGCUAAACAGGAGAGGAUUCUCCACUGUUCCCAAGGACGAGGAGACAAAGUACAUUCUUUUCACGGAAGGACAGAGAGACUUUGAGUGGCUGAAAGCUGUACAGCAGAACAAAGAGCUCGGCCAGGGUUAUCUACGGCAAUACCGGGUCCGUCCUCGGGAAGACUUUGGGAACAAUUUUGACUUUAAGAAGUUGUUAGUUGUCCAUCCAGAUUUCUCACGGUACUUGAAGAACAGGUUCCUGAGAUCAAACAUACUCAAUGGACAGUGGUGGAGAAUAUACAGGCCUAGCACAGGGGCCUUGGUUCUGUUGACAGCAUUACAUCUGUGCGAUGUGGUCAGUGUCUAUGGUUUCAUGACAGAAGAUUUCCGAGAUUAUGCUGAUCAUUAUUAUGACAAGACGCAUACUAAAGUUGUUUUGUAUAUUAACCACGACUUUCUUUUGGAGAAAGACUUAUGGGCUCGCCUGCAUGAGCAAGACAUCAUCAAACUUUACAAGGGGAAUAAAGGACUAUAGGACUGGAACCGAAACACUAUCAAGUCCACAUUUUUUUUAGAAAUUGUUAAUUUCUUUUUUGCUCAUAUUCUGUUUAAAUGAACACGUUAAAAAGGGUUUUCAGAGAUAAAUUUACUGAUACAUAUCCUCUGGGUAGGUCAUCGGUGUCUGAUCGGUGGGGGUCUGACAACCUGGACUACCGCUGUUCUCGGAUGUUUGAGAUUUCACCGGUACUCAGUGCAGUGCAGCGGGCUUCUCUCGGCUCACCAAGCACAGCGUCGUUCAUUUCUUAGUGGCUGUGCUUGGUAUCACAGCUCAGAUCCAUUUACUUCAAUGGGGUUGAGAUGCGCCUAGGUCAUAUGACCGAUGCAUGUGACGUCACUGGGCCUAGGUAAAGCUACAAGAAGGCCUUGGCGCUAACUGCGAGAGCUGGUGCCUUCUCAAACAGCUGAUCGGUGGGGGUCCUGGGUGUCGGACCUUCACCGAUCAGAUACUGAUGGCCUAUCCAGAGGGUUCAUCAAUUAGUAAAAAUAUCUAAGAAAACCCCUUUGACUGAGUUAAAUAAAUCUGAAUUUUAAAUGUGUUAAAUGGGUGAUUGUCAUUCUGGAAAUAAAAGGUGUUAGGACAGUCCAGCUUUUACAAGGGUGCCAUUCUUUUCUCCUCUGUUUCUACUCCACCUCCUUUCUCAUUGCUUUAUGGGGAGGACCAUGGCAUCUAGGACUAUCCUUUCUGGGUUGAAAGAAAUCUCUCA